Molecule: messenger RNA, 1365 nt
Organism: Puccinia graminis f. sp. tritici CRL 75-36-700-3
Lineage: Eukaryota; Fungi; Basidiomycota; Pucciniomycetes; Pucciniales; Pucciniaceae
Exons: 2
Coding region: 120-1139 (339 amino acids)
Biological process (GO): translation
Cellular component (GO): ribosome; mitochondrial large ribosomal subunit
Molecular function (GO): structural constituent of ribosome
Source: RefSeq, a predicted model, not a curated record
GACCAAGUCCACAGCCGAAACACCAGGCUGACGGAAACGAAGACAUCAAGGAACCAGCUUCACCUCACCACCUAGGCUAUCUCGAUAAUUAACAGAUUAUCAACAGAUAAAACUCAAACAUGCGUCUCGCCAAACUUAACCGGUCGAUGUCCCAUAGGAGGGCCAUGUUCAGAAACUUGGUCUCAGCCCUGAUCGAACAUGAGCAAAUUAAGACCACAUAUCCCAAAGCUAAAGCGAUAUCAAGAUUGGCCGAACGAGUCAUUACCUGGUCCAAGUAUGGCACCGAGAACAUUUUUUAUCAGCGGAAAGCUGAGUCUUACCUUAUGAAUUGGGUUCAAGUACGAAAACACCUUUUUCACAAUCUGGCAAAGCGAUAUGAGACUCGAUGUGGUGGAUAUACCAGGAUUCACCGCGUAGGAUAUCGAGCGAACGAUCAUGCGCCUUUGGCAAUAAUAGAACUCGUCGACAACGCUCGUGACUUGAAACGUGAUAAAGUAAUACGAACAAUAUCAAGAGAGCUUGCACAACUCGAGCUUUCACAAAAGCCUACGUAUUCCAACCCAUCUUCUCCUAGCAGUAUCAAAGCAAAAAUCCCAGCGGCCGUUUGGCGAAACGUUCCUUGCAAAUCCGAAGCCCAAGCGAAACAAGCCAUCGAAGAAUUCCAGCGUCUGCUACCUGAGAUGACCAAAAAGAAUAUGAAGAAAGUCUUGAGUGAACAGUACGUUCAAGCUUAUCAAUACUGCCAACCCCCUCAGAUCCCAACCAAGGAAGAAGCCUUGAUCGAAGCCGCUCAAGCCAAACGGUUACGGCGAGACUUACUUCGCAAAGCCGCCGAGAGUAUCGACUCAUCAUCAACCGCAUCUAACGACCCUGCCGCACCCACAACCGUAUCUCUCAUCAACCGCACCCCAACCCCGAAGACCAAAAUCGGAAACUUUGCACACGUCAAAGGCAUCCCUCGCCCACUUGGGCCAUACACGGAUUUCCUCUAUCACAUCAGAUUGCAUUUCCAUCGGAAUCUCGCCUUACUGGAUCCGAAUAAAUUGGCCGGUCGUCUCAACAAAGGCUUUGCAACCCCUCAACCCAACCUUGAAGAAUCGAAGAUCCUCGACCAAAUACCAUCGUUUGAAAACGCUUAAACGGGGGGAAGAAAUAUGAUAUCUUCAUUUUCUGGACCACCGAUUGGACUCUCAAAUUUUGUGACGGGAGUUUACAGUUUUUAACGCCUGUUUUCCUUUAGACCAAUCGCACGAAUCCUUAAAUAUGAAAAGCAGACAGCCACAUGUCGUUGUAUUUCCGUCUUUAUAUAUAUUUUUUGGCUUUCGCCCCAAUCUAAAUGAACUUAUCUAAAAAAUUUCAAGGGUG